UCAGGGUUAAAAGUAAAAAAUAGGCUUUUCCCCCUUAUCACAGGCGGCCAAGCCAAUUAGGGUUUGAAGAAUUAUGGCGAGAAAGAGGAAACGGCCAGAAACCAAAUCAAGCAAGCCGCCGGCAUGCCUUCCACUUGAUAUCAUCUAUGAGAUACUUCUAAUAUCGCCGGCCAAAGCUGUCGGCCGGUUCCGAUGCCUCUCCAAAUCCCUCUACUCUUUCCUUACAGAUUCACAAUUCAUUCACAGACACACACUCCAGGCCAGUGACAAAGGUGAAGAUCAUCGUCUGGUUCCGACCUUUCUUCCUCAUCUUUACUUGAUAAACCUCGAAACAGCCGCUCUUGUCCCCCGUAAAUCCAUUUUAGCCAAGGAAGUGGUUCAAUCGUUCAAGCCCUGCUGGGAUUGUCGGUUUUUGGGUUCAUGUAAUGGCUUGUUGUGUCAUUACAGGUGCCCUGAUAAAUUCUUGGUGUCUAAUCCUUUAACCAGGGAGUACUGCCAAGUAUGGGUUCAUGGGUUCGGACUUGGAAAGAAUCCUUCCAUGGUUUUGGGGUUCGGAUUCGAUCAUUCAUCCAAGGACUACAAAAUCUUAAGGGGUUGGCUCUCUCGCAGCGGCGGCUGGGAAACCCAGGUUUUCUCUGUGAAAAACAACUGCUGGAAAUUGGUGGGCGUUCAAGAGUCUUCUGCAUUACCGAAAACAACAGUAGUUAAUUUACCAGUAGUCUCUCUUCACGGAGUUAUACAUUGGGAUGCUAAUCAAGAGUCGAAUUUUAAGAGCAUUGCUUCUUUCGAUUUUGUUAAAGAGGAGCUUAGGGAUAUAAUGCUGCCGCCAAGUGAUCGUGAUCAAAACCUAGUUGUCCCCAGCUGCAUAAGUGCAUUGCGAGGGCGGCUAUGCAUGAGCCGCCAAUGUUUGCAGACACAGGAUAGGACUGAUGUGUGGAUAAUGGAGGAAUAUGGGGUCCCUGAAUCUUGGACAAAGCAGCUGUCAAUUGAACUUCGGUGGAAUGUUAGAGACCACUGGGUGCCAAUUUGCCACACCAAGAAUGACAGAAUCAUUUUCCAGAAUAAGAAGAAAAGAGGGUUGAUUGUGUAUAAUCCGAAGGAUAAAAAGUUUAUCAAGCGUCGGUUUCCAAAAUGUUUGCCACUUGAUUGUCCCUACUUUUGGAUGGCAACUUAUGUUGAGACUUUGGUUUCAAUCAAGAAUUGAUGAGAAUACGGCCAGGUAUAUAUUUGAAGUUUAAUUUCUACUUCGUCUGCAGAUGAUGUAAAUGAUGUAAAUGUGUGCUAGCUUCUUCUUCUUCUUCUUCUUCUUCUUCUUCUUCUGGAACAUGAGAAAAUGAACAGGAGAUGAACAGGAAAAGAAGAGCUGCGAGCAGCAGCGUGUUCUACUGUGCAUAAAAUGAACAGGAAAUCUCAAGCUCUGCUUUUGGGUAUACAAAUUGGCCUAAUAAGAUGGUUCAUGUGCUAGGCUGCUUGCUAUUUUACCUUCUAUGAAUACUAAUGCUUUAAUUAUUAGGAAUCAUGAUCAAGAGGACAGCAUUACUUAAUGGAUUUUUAAUGAUGGUUUGAUACUUAAUUUUAUGUACCGUAUUUAGUGUUCAUUUAUUUGUUGUGUUAUUUUUCCAAUUAAUUAUGAAGACGGUA
Messenger RNA from Rubroshorea leprosula, 1641 nucleotides. The record is from the annotation of a GenBank genome assembly. NCBI's taxonomy places the organism in Eukaryota, Viridiplantae, Streptophyta, Magnoliopsida, Malvales, Dipterocarpaceae.